Molecule: messenger RNA, 786 nt
Organism: Funneliformis mosseae
Lineage: Eukaryota; Fungi; Glomeromycota; Glomeromycetes; Glomerales; Glomeraceae
Source: the annotation of a GenBank genome assembly
AUGUGCAGCCUUCUAGACGAUCCUAGUGAGUGGAAGUUGAGCGGUGGUACAACUAACGGUAACGAAUUAUCCAUCUCUUUAAAUUAUUCUCGGUUCGAAGUUCUCAUUCCUUUAAAUCAGGUUCUUAAGUUUUAUUUAACUCAAAACCAAAACGUUCAUUUAGAAUUAAAAAAGAAUUUUACAAGAUAUUAUUAUCGCACCGAUAGAGGAACUCAUGUUUCAAUGCAAGCGGACCCUACAAACGGUAAAUUUCAAGAUGCACAUUCUUUUAUCUUUAUUCCAGCUGAUUGGGUUGAUAUCAACACCUUAAAGUUUUUCGUGGAGGGUGUUAACGAACUCCUCACACACAAGGUACAUUCCAAUUCAAAUAAUCAUCGUUUCUCAGAUAUAAACUCUCUUGUCUACAUUGGAGAUGAAAAGGAUCAAAUCAAAUCGUUUCAAAACCUUUGUAACGAAAAUGAGUUGCAAAUGAGAUGUAACUUCUUGAGCGGAUCAAGAAUUCUUCGUGUUUUAAAAGAAACACCAUUCCAAGAAGUUCUUAAAAUGAUUCGAGAAUGUUUUAAUGUCGUUAUCGAUCCUAACGUAAUAACGUAUAAAAAUCAAACAAAAGACAUGAUUAAUAUAUUGGAUGAAGAAGAUUGGAAUGCUGCUAAAUGGGAGUUGAAAAUGGCAAAACUUCAAACGAUCGAUUUAUACUUUUUUCCAUUCGCGUGUAACAUUGAUUGUUUUGUGCCACCCAAAGUUUUGUUAGGAGUAUUUAACGUUGAUACAAGUGCUGAAAAUUGA